Molecule: messenger RNA, 4876 nt
Organism: Salvelinus sp. IW2-2015
Lineage: Eukaryota; Metazoa; Chordata; Actinopteri; Salmoniformes; Salmonidae
Source: RefSeq, a predicted model, not a curated record
AUGCUGUGUGUGUUCAGGGGAGAUAAGACCUCCGUCCCCAGAGGAGAGCCCUGGGCGCUGGGCUGGGGAGGAGGAGGUCACCUGGGUUUGGGGGUGGAGAGUGGUUUUAACCUCUUUUUCUCUUCUCCCCCGCCUCUCUCUCUCUCCCUCCCGGCAGGUUUCUCCACGCUGUCGCUGGCAGACCAGAUGAGUCUACUACAGAGUGCAUGGAUGGAGAUUCUGAUCCUGCGUGUGGUGUACCGCUCGCUGUCCUUCGAGGACAAGCUGGUGUAUGCUGAGGACUACAUCAUGGAUGAAGACCAGUCCAAGCUGGCAGGUCUACUUGAUCUCAACAACGCCAUACUGCAACUGGUGAAGAAAUACAAAGCCAUGAAGCUGGAGAAGGAAGAGUUUGUUACUCUCAAGGCUGUAGCUCUGGCUAACUCAGACUCUAUGCACGUAGAGGACGUGGAGGCGGUGCAGAAGCUCCAGGAUGUGCUCCAUGAGGCCCUGCAGGACUACGAGGCAGGCCAGCACCCGGAGGACCCUCGUCGGGCAGGCAAGCUGCUGAUGACCCUGCCCCUGCUCCGUCAGACCUCCACCAAGGCUGUGCAGCACUUCUACAGCAUCAAGCAGGARGGCAAGGUCCCCAUGCACAAACUCUUCCUGGAACUGCUGGAGGCCAAGGUCUGAUUGGCCAACCACGUCCACCACCUCCGAAAUGUCAGUCAGUCACACACAGGCUCCUCCCAUUGACCCCCCAAAACCCCACAUGACAUCUGAACUUCCCAAACUCGCCGCCCACUGAGAAAGAUGGGUGGGAGUAACCUCUGAACUUUAAUCCCUGACCUCCGUGCAUUAGGGGAGACACUGACACUGAGACGAGUCCUCUGCUGGAGGGUCGUCUGUGUACAAACUAUAACCAAGUCAUAAACCAGCUACCAUAACAAUGGCACUGUAAACUAUUGACUAUCGACCUCGUGUCACUUAUACAUAUAAGAAUGAUUAGCAAUGUGAUUAUUGACUAUUGACUGAUGAAAAUAUUGAAAGGAGGAAUUUAAAAAAGAAAGGAGAGAGAGAGAGAGAGACACUGCUCUGGUUGUCUUAGCAGCAGAUAUACUGUAAAGCUUCUUCAUCUCAGUUUCCCAACCCAGUUUAUACAGGACAUGCUCUGCAGAAGAAAAAAGAACAUUAACAAAUACUUUUUGUUGAUGAUUUUCAUGAUGAAAUGGAUAACGGAAAAGAUAAGAGAAGACAAGAGGAGACUUGCCCUGCCAAAGGAUGGAGAUCCAUUCAGUUGAUGUCCAGCAAACUUAACCAUCAGCCCCCAACACCUCAUCUGAUAGUCUGAGGAACAGUCUGGCCUGCUUAACUACAGUGUUAGAACACACACAAAGUUCCCACAUGCCAGCCGAUAAGAUCGUUGUCAUCACCCCCAGCCUUCCCUUUGGGUUUGUCAUUUUAAUCCCUUACAGCUAUUAGACUUCCUCUUUACCCUUUUCUGUUGUCUUCCAAAGGGUUUUUACAGACAAGAAGUAGUGGCUUGAUUAUUGUUGUUACCUUUUCAGGGAGAGGGUGAAGCUUUAGUCACUCACGCAAUAUGAAUGAGAGGUACAGGAGGGCUGAAGGGACAUAUUUAUGCUUGUUGCAACUUUUUUGGUCUUAUUUUUAUUGAAAUAAAUAAGGGUGUAAGUAUAUGAUUCGGUCAUCAUAUAUGGUCUAUGAUUAUUUUAUUUUGUUUAUAUUGUGUUAAUAAGAAAUCAAUCAAUAUAUGUUUAUUUCUAUCAGCUUUACUACUUUCGGCAAUUAUAUAUGAAUAUAUAUAUAUAAAUAUAUAUAUGGAUUGAAUUUUAUCUUCUCCAAGCAAUAGUCAUUUAAAAGGAGGAUGCAUAUUAACAUGUAUGCAAUUAAUGUUUGUGCCAGUCUUUGUUGGGAAAUGUUAACAUUUCUACCAGGUGUAGCUUCUCUCUGUGUGCUUGCCAUAGGCUAUUAGAUGACAUAGUCCUAGAAUCAAACUUACCCAAGGCUAGGGAAGCACCAUGACUGUGCAGGCAAGCAGGUAACUCAUGCAUUUGACUCUUAAGGCCGCCAUUGUACCAAGAACAGUAAUCUGUAGCCGAGAUAUAAUACUAGACUAGCACUUAGGAAAGCUUUUAACAGCGGUGGGCUCAUAAGGAAGGAAUGAGGUUGGGAUUUGGUCCAGGGUUUUUGUACGCAGAUUAAGAACGGCAAUAUCCAUAAUCUAGAUUAUGAUGUACUCUAAUAUAAAAUGGUAACUGGUUCCAGUUGAGAAGCUAAACGAUAAGUCAAGUAAUCUACGUCACUCUCUAUAACAAAUAUGUCAGUAUUAUUAGUAAGGGGUAUUUUCUGAACCUUCUUAACCAUUGUAUAUUGUAAAUUAACAGAUUAUAAUUCUAACCUAAGACAUUUUAUUGGAACAAAACACAAAAAAUACAAAAAUACAAAAACAGAAAAAUGUAGUUCAGCUUCUCAGUGUUUCAUGUUUGCUGCUUUUCUGAAAAAACGUUCCCUUUGUUGUUCUCUUUCCUUUCGUUUUUUUUUCUUCCUCUUCCCUGUCUUUUCCUUCCGUUGCGUUCGACGGCGUCGUCGUGUACUUUCUCGUGGUGGUUCUAGUUCUCGUGCCGUGCGCUUUUUUUAGACACAGGGUAGAAGUAGAGACAACGGUGGAUGUACCGAUCCUCAGGAGAUAAGGGGCGGCGUGUUCUCACAUACCUGCCAAUUUACCAGGAAACAAGGCUCUUCUUCCUAGCUAGUUCAACUGAUCCAACAACAACAUCUUCAUCAUCAUCAUAAUAACCUGUACUGACUUAGAAGAGAAUAACAAGUAUCUAAAGGAAGAAACAAAGUAUAUAAAAAGGGAUCAUUUGUGUAACUCUUUCUUGUAGAAUAACAAUGUAUAUCUUAGGUUUAAAUAAAUGAAAAAUAAAAAAUACAUUUGAGCAUUUCCCGAACUAUAGAUUACUUUUUUUGAUAACUCGCUGUACAUACUGCCUUCCUUCCAUUUAGAAACAGCCACGUUGUAACAUUAUCUAAACUCUGAGGUUGCAAAGGACAACAACAAAAAAAAUACAUUUUAUUUUUUAUUUUUGAGUUCAACUCGUUUCCAAAACUCUCGCUUUAACUUUGUGUGCUUAUUAAAAAUAAUGAAAAAUAAAAAAUAAAGAUUACAAUGUUGUUAUUUUCUAGGACUAAUGGGGCGGGGGGUGGGGGGGUUGUGUUUCUAAUUCAUUUAUCUUCUUCCUUGGUCUUGUUUGUUAACUACCGUGUAUGUAUCAUUGGCUAAACAUAAAGAGACCAUGGUUUGGAGAAAGUACUUUACUGAAAGUACUUUACUGGAAGUACUUUUGUAAAUUCAGGCUUCAAUUCAAUCAAUUGCAGACUGUGAAUGUUAAAGCUGUAUUUUAAAGACAGGCGUGGUUUUAUGUCAAUAUCUAAUGGCAAUAGUUUAUGCGACAGCAGCUUGCUUGGUGUGGCAAUUUUAGCACGGUUACACCUCAGAUACUGUGUGAAACCGCAAUGUGGUUUUACUUAAUCUGCAGUUCAUUGAAUUGCGGCCUGAAUUCUCUACAGCCCCUGAUGAGUGAGACAAUAACGUCAAAGCUCUUUUUGGGAAACGUGUUGGCUCGUCUAUCAUUUCCAUACACAACUCCUGAAAGAGAGGUGCUGUUUUCUUUUUCUCUGUCGGCUUCUGUUUUUAGUUGAUGUCUCUGUCUAACUGUUUUUCCAUUUUCAAACCGAUACUAUGUACUGGCCUAUAAAAGGAGCUGAAAGAGUACACAACAGUCUCUCAGAGGUGAUUUAAGCUGAGCUGAUUUGGACAUUUAAUAGUUGAUGGCAAACCAUGAUAAUAACAAAAUAAUAAUAAUCAAAACCUUGUCAGAGAAUAAGGUCAAAGGCUAAUUUUACAACAUUGUACGUAUCAGUCUCAAGACAUAGUUAAGCUGAUUAGCUACACAUCAUUGACUAUUCAAUAUUCUUAGUUAACAUAAAAAUUACCAUAACAACACAUGAUAAUUCUCACUACGAAACUGCUUGUGUGUAGAUUGUUGCCACAAAUAUUGUUGGCUGAUACACAUAUUUCUAGCGGCUUAAAUCAUGCUGAGGUUUUGCUAUGUAUAUUUCAACCCCUUCUAUGGAUCAUAUUUAAGAUAGAGAGAGAGGGGAGUAAUUUAGCCAUAACGAACGAGGGCGUUUAUUCUCCCAACGUGAUGUUGUUAUUUAAGCAAUAUGACUGUGCAACAAACAGACGGGACGGACAGACGUUGCACUUUUUGUUUGAAUUUGAUCAACAUGCUGUAUCUAUUGGACUAUUUUAUCAUUAGAAGAUACAAAAUAAAGAAAUGAACAUGUACAAACAACUGCUAUUUUUUAUGAGAAGUGAAGGAGAAUAGUGAGUGUUAGUCAAGUAUGUAUUUAUGCCGAGGUGUAGCCUACAUACCACUUGUGUGCUUAGGUUAUAACCUGGCAGUUUGACAUGCAAAUGUAUGAAAAAGAUACAGGGGGGGGGGGGGUAAAGAAAGACGGAAAAACAUGAAACAAUUAUAUAUGAUUCACAUUAUGAAAAAAAGAUAAGAUAAAUCUUCCAACCAGGAGUUGCUGGGACGCCGUGUAGUGAGAAACAUGUCCGUAGUUGUAGAUGUGCUUCACAUCAGUUAACGAUUACCUGUAUAUUUUUGUGACGUGUGUAUCAUACAGUGUGCUCCAACAAUAUGUCCAUUUGUGUAAAUGUAUUUAUUUUACAUUGUAUAUAUUGUCCAAUGCAAAAAAGAGAGACCUACGAUUCUGUAACUACGAUCAGUUCAGAUGUGUUACUCCCAUCAUGCCUUUCAGGAUAACGGUAGAGCAAUAUUAAAACAUGCUUCCAGGUUUGACCUCC